Messenger RNA from Serendipita indica DSM 11827, 2931 nucleotides. NCBI's taxonomy places the organism in Eukaryota, Fungi, Basidiomycota, Agaricomycetes, Sebacinales, Serendipitaceae. The record is from the annotation of a GenBank genome assembly.
AUGCAGGCUACACCUGAACUACCCUCCCCAGACCGCAUAUUCCAAGUUCUACAAGAUGCAGCUUCGCAGGACUACGUCGUAGCGCAGGCGGCCAGUGCCCAGCUUGACGUCUUCAGAACGAUUCCAGGAGUUUUCUAUAUGGUGCAGAUGGCCGCAAACGAACGAAACCUACCAUUAGAUGUGCGAAAGAUGGCCAUAUUUCAGUUCAAAAACGUCGUUCCACAGCAGUGGCGGCGUGCUGCAUUGUACCCCGAAAAUGUGAAGCAGGAUAUCAGAUCGGGCAUGUUCCGCUUUCUAGAUGAGCCGGAUGAUAUCAUUGCCCAGACCAAUGCUAUUGCGAUGGCGAAGAUUGCACGGAUUGACUUCCCACGCGCAUGGCCGGACGUUGGAUCCCAACUGCUGGAAGUAAUUGGCACCAACUCGCAAGCUAUCUACAUCAACUCUAACACUGAUCCGCGUGCUCUACUAGUUCUGAGGAGGGCACUGGGUGCGCUGAACCAGAUAAUAAAGGAGUUGACGCCAGCAAAGAUUCCCUUGCUCGCGUCUGCCGUACUUGGACUCGUACAUCAAGUCCAGGAGGCACUUUUACCCAUUUAUGGCUACGCAACAGCAACGUUCAGCAAUAACUUGUCACCCGAAACGUUGGCAAGUGAUGAUAAGCUAAACCAUAUUCGUAUCGCACAUUUCACAUUCAAAUGCAUCGUCAAGUGUAUCACAUUUAUGUGGCAUCGGACCAGGGUGAAAGGAUUUGAGGUGGCGGAACCCGUUGUGAAAGGUUUUUUUGGAACCGCUGUCACUCAUUUCAUCGCACUGUCAACCUUGCGUUCGAGUCUGUUCCAGGCAAAUCUAAGCCAGAACCUGAUUCAGUCCCCAACACAGUCCUAUCUUUCUCGGCAUGUUCGCCUGUACGGGAAAUACUUCCGAAAAACUCAAGUGUACUCACCACAACAAUUUGUGCGGUUGCCACAUUGCCGAGAGCUGGUAUUACACUAUUGGGAACGGGUUGUAGCAGCGUCUGGCGCACCGCCAACGACAAUACAAGACUCAGAUAAUGCGAUGUACCCUAUUCGGUUCCUUACACAGGCAUUAUCGAUCUUCAAGGACGCACUUGCUCAGUGGUCGCCCAUUCGUCAACCUGACAACCAAGAGGUUCUCCCUAGGGAGUUCGUAGAGGGUGCUAUUGAUCUCAUUGUCAACCGCCUACUCCUUUUGGAUGAACAGGAUCUGGAGAAGUGGUCAGAAGAGCCGGAGGAGUGGAUCAACAUCGAAGAGGGCGACUCGGAUGCCUGGGAGUACGGCGUUAGACCAUGCGCUGAGCGUGUGCUUAUGACGUUGGCUACACAAUAUGGCGACUAUGUAGAACCCAUGAUUCGUACAUACCUUCAACGGGUGCGAGAACAUCCGGCAACAGAUCUCCCGUCGAUCAUCAAGCAGGAAGCCGUUUAUUGCGCCGUAGGACGAUGCGCACACCGUCUCAAAGACAUCGACUUUGACUCUUGGAUCUCCCAGAGUCUUGCCCAAGAGGCUUUAGAUCCUAAUCCGAUAUACCGCAUAAUCAAACGGCGGAUUGCAUGGCUAUUCGGUCGUUGGUACGCGGAGAGAUCACUCUCUCAGUCGAGAGAAAAGGUGUACGAGAUUCUUGUUCACCUCAUUUCGGCGCAAGGGGAAGGUUCAGAUCUGGCAAUCCGUUUGACUGCUGCGACAGCAUUGGAGAAUUGUAUCAAUUCGGUCAACUUUGAAAUCCCGGUAUUCCACCCGUUCAUCACACCAUCUCUUAGUGCACUUCUGCAACUUGUUGCCGACACAGAAUCUCAAGAUGCGAAGCGAAGAGUGAUCAGAUCCAUCAAUACCUUGAUUGAUAACGUGAAGGAGGCGAUUGUACCGUCUCUCGGCGAUAUAAUUGGCCCAGUGACGCAGCUUUGGCAGCAUCCCGAGGUUGACAUUCCACUCCGAGGAGAACUGAUUUCCACCGCGUCUAGUCUGAUAAAGGCAUCUAAAGAAAAUUCUGCUCCUUUAGCACCAAUAGCGGCCAUCUUGAUCCGAGAUUGUCUAUCACCUAUACUGAGUGUCCAAAUGGAAGACGAUGCAAUUAAUCUGUGGCUGGUCACCCUUCGAAACUCAGUCCCCAAUCCCAAUCCAACAGUCCCAGACAUAUUCGAGCUUCUACCAACAUCGAUACAUAUCCUGAACACAAACCUCGAUGCCGUCUCGGGAGCCUGCCAACUGAUUGAGAGUUACCUCUUACUCGAUGCCACCCGUGUGCUACAGCUCCAAGCGCUUCCACUUCACCAAGCUUAUCUCCAAGUUUACAAAACUGCAAUCACAGCAGACGUGAAAACCGUACUCGGAACGGCGUGCAUGAUGGUCCAGCUCUCCGUGGAUGGUCGUUUAUGGGCGGAAGCGAUGCACACUUCCGGGUUCUUUGCACACAUACUUUCGGCCGUGAUCGAAGAUAGGACCAAGAACGACAACACGCUCGUUUUAGUCGAAUUUGACAACAUCGUCGAUGCGCCACGAAGGAAGCUUGUGGCAUUAGCUACUGCCGAACUUCUCGCCACGGGUAACAAAAUUGCCGUAGAGCGACUUGCAACGUCCGAAGCAUUAAACAUCUGGCUUGACGUUCUUGGCGAACUUAAAGAGGCACUCGAGCAACGGCCAGGGGAGGACGAUCAGGAUUCGCCGCUGAUACUUUACUGGAAGCAACAAGACGAGUACGUACUUCCGGACAAGUUGGAAGAUGCGGCGGAAACACUAGAGUUUGGACGACGGCAAGACUUGUUCAAGCGAGAUCCUGUACGAAAUAUCCCGCUCAAGGAGUUUAUCCAGCAGAAAAUGCAGCAAGCACAGGCCGUUGCUGGUGUCGAAUUCCAGGCGGCAUUGUCCAAAGUGGACAGCGCAACGAUUGCGUCCAUUCAGAAACAGCUUUCGUGA